Molecule: messenger RNA, 2928 nt
Organism: Solenopsis invicta (red fire ant)
Lineage: Eukaryota; Metazoa; Arthropoda; Insecta; Hymenoptera; Formicidae
Gene: l(2)37Cd
Product: general transcription factor 3C polypeptide 5
Exons: 7
Coding region: 901-2904 (667 amino acids)
Biological process (GO): transcription initiation at RNA polymerase III promoter
Cellular component (GO): transcription factor TFIIIC complex
Source: RefSeq, a predicted model, not a curated record
CGAAAGACGAGGACGCGGGUAGGUCGUCGUAAGAAUUAGACAGUUUUUCGGUGUUACAAAGUAAAGCCGUUUAUUGAAAGUAAAAGAAAUGUACGCGAAGAUGUUUACAAAAAGCGGCACGCGAACGGACAAGAUACGGAUAUGACGCUCGGACAGACGCAUAGAUAAUUUAUAAUCAUGCGCGGACGGACGGAUGAUGAAAAAUAAACGCGAACGCUCGGACGGACGGACAGAAACAAACGGCCGAUAAGUAAAACGCGCGGACGGACGGCUACGGAAAAUAAUCGCGACGCUCGGACGAAAAGAAUCAGAUACGCGGAAACGAUUGCGGCUAUUAACAACAGUAGGCGAUUCCGACACGAAUUUUUUCGGAUUCGGAAUCCGUUUUGUUUACGCGUUGGCGCGGCCUUGCCGAAGGUCGCGGCCACGGCCAUGGGCGCGCAGGCCCAGUACGACGAUGUCGACGAUGUCGCUCGCGCGCGGUACAGCUGUACCAUCUAUCAUGGUUCGAAAAAGUUCUCUGCUAAAAUUUUAAAAGAAAAUUUGUGUUUUUAAAGCAGAUAAUUUGUGUUUUAAAACAGAGAAUUUGUAUAAUUAGAGAAUAUUUAUAAUUCACACAUUUCAAAUUCGUACACUUUUUGCAUGUGGAAGAUGCAAGUGAUCACAGCGCACGAUUAGGUUCUGAAUCGUUCUGAUUAGCUCGUUAAAUGAUGUCGGUACGACAGGUUUCCUAACCUCAAUAGUCGUCAACUUUAAUGCUUAAUAUCUCGAUUCGUGAGGCAGAGCGACACUUUUUUCUGCCAGAUUCGUUCGUUUCAUGGGAAAACGCGUUGAAUGAGCCUAAUUUCGUAAAAAAUCGAAGGUGGUAGUGGUAAUAUUCUGGAUAAUUACCAUAACAAUAUGAUGAGCGAAGGGAAUGAUCCAAGUGACACCGAAAUGUCUGCUAAGCAAGACGACAAGGAUACGGAUUUUAAUGUGGAUGAUUAUUGUCAUGAAAUGGACAGCGAUGAUUCCUUUACUGAAUUGCCAGAAAACAAUAAUGAUAAUGUAAAGACAAGUAAUCCACAAGAUGGCAAAUAUGCAGGCCCAGUAAUUUUUGGGCAUAGACUCGACAAGAAACUGAUAUGUGUUAAAUAUCCAGGAAAUGUAAUCAAUGUCGAUAAAGCUAUUGAAACAUUAGGUGGCAUUAGUUCUAUUUCCAUGACUGUGGAUGUUCCUAACAGAAGAUUGGAACUACGAUUUAGACCUGACGAUGGUUAUAGUAAACCUACUUGUGGGGAUAGACAUAAUACAAAUGGUUUUUUACUCAGAGUUAGAAUAAAAAGGAAUAAGGUAACACAAGUCAAAAGUGCUACUGUGGAGUUUAUACAACCAAAGUCUGUGGAUAAUACAAACUUAAAAACUGUUACCUUUUGCGUUAGUAAAGAGGAUCUGAAUACAUCACAUUCAAAAAAUGAACAGAUUAAUGCAACAUUUAAUAUUGUAAGAAAAGAGACUAAUUUUGAAGGCACUGCUAGUGUCGAUGAUUUGAUUAAUCAGAAAAAAAAUUGCGACGUUAACUCUCCACAUUGUAGUAGUCAAGAAACAGCUGAGAAAAAAUGUGCUGUAGAUAAUACAGGUUCACAUGAUACAUGCAUAGACAACAAUUUAUCAAAAAAGAAAAAAAUUGUAUCUACUUUUGAUAACAAUAAAUAUGAAAAUUUAUCUCAAGAAACAGAUUAUCAAGUACCGCAACUAAAAAUAUUAGGCAGAAUAGAGACUGAAUUCAAAUUUACUAAUUUAUGUGAUUUUCAAUAUGUACCAAUGACACAGAGCAGAUCAGAUCCAAAAAGAUUGGAAUGCAUAUACGACUUGAUUUAUCCAACAGGCAUUCCAUUAAAAUCUUGGUUAAAGAAUGAUGUACCUUACUUCCUACCACCAGCUGUCUUUAGCAGAAUGGACACUAUACAACAGUACAUACCGAAAACUGAAAUUGACUCAAAUCCGGAGAAUGUGAUUGGUAGAAACAAGAAGGGCCAUGGAGGUUUUCCCAAUUACAUAUACUUCUCUACGUCUGAAGUACCCGCCGUGGCGCCAAAAGGCAUUGAAAGUGCUAUGAAAGUGAAAUUUCUUCGAAAUACGCACUUGGAACGUGUACAUCAGCUCUUCGAGGAGCGCCCAAUUUGGUCGAAAAAUGCUAUUAUGUAUAAGACACAAUUUUCGUCCGAACAGCUCAAGAUAUUAUUGCCAUCGGUAGCAUACUAUUUUAUGACUGGACCAUGGAGAAUUAUGUGGGUGAAACUGGGUUACGAUCCAAGAAAGGAUAUUAAUGCGAGGAAAUAUCAAACAUUGGAUUACAGAUUAAAAGCUAUGCAUGGAUUAGGUUCAACAGUCAGGUGUAAGAGAAAUUAUUCAAAUUAUACAUUACCAUAUAAAUCAGCACCAGUUUCUAAACAGAAACCUGCAGUACUUACCGCUACAUUGAGUCAAGAACAGCAUUCGAAGAAAGAGCGACAUUUGUAUGAGAAUGUGUAUAUAUAUCGCGAGGGUAUGGUACCUCCUUCUCGGCAAAUGUUUUAUCAGUAUUGCGACGUCUUAGUGACAGAAAUACAGGAAAUGUUGGCAAAGCUUCCCGACCCUUUACCUGGUGUAAGAUGUCAUGAAAAGAGAGGAUGGUUGCCACCUGGUUUUGACGUACAAUGCAGAGAAAUUUUAAAUAAACAAGUACGGGCUGUUUUGAGAAAAAAGAUGAAUAUACCUGAGGAUCACCCAACAUCGCUUCCACGGAAACGAAAAAGACAUGGCAUUAGAUUAAAAUAUAAUAAAAUGAUUAAUAAAAAAACAAAAAAAAUUACAACAAAUUCUACAGAAAUUCAAACGGAUGUUCCUUCUACUUCAAAAUUAACAACAGAACACGAUCAAUAACGAAACUUGAAUCCAAAUGAUCAA